GAGACAAGAUUAAGACCUAAUCCUAAAGUAUCUAUGAAGAAGAAAGUUUCCUAUCAGCAUUCUGGACAUGUAUGGGUUAACUCCUUUCGCCUGUCAAUGGAAUUCCUGUCUUCCAGCUCUCCCUUGAGUAUUCUGAGAAAGACAGAAGACUUAACUAAGGCCAGCAGCUUCAUUUCCAUAUUCUGAUGAUGUUGCUCUUAUCCCCACAGGUCCCUAAAUCCCCAUCAUCAUGAACUGGCACAUGAUCAUCUCAGGGCUUAUUGUAGUAGUGAUCAAAGUUGUUGGAAUGACCUUUUUUCUGCUGUAUUUCCAACAGGUUUUUGGCAAAAGUAAUGAUGGCUUCAUCCCCACGGAGAGCUACGGAACCACUAAUGUGCAAAAUGUCUCACAGAUUUUUGGGAGAAAUGAUGAAAGCAUCAUCCCUACAAGGAGCUAUGGAACAGUUUGUCCCAAAGACUGGGAUUUUCACCAAGGAAGAUGCUUUUUCUUCUCAAUCUCCGAGUCAUUUUGGAAAGAGAGCAGGGAUUAUUGUGCAACACAAGAAUCCACACUGGCGAUUGUCAACACUCCAGAGAAACUGAAGUUUCUUCUGGACAGAGCUGGUGCUGAGACUUACUUUAUUGGUUUGAUACGUCAGCCUGGACAGAAAAAGUGGCGCUGGGUCAACAAUUCUGUGUUCAAUGGCAAUGUUACCAAUCAGGAUCAGAACUUCGACUGUGUCACCAUUGGUCUGACAAAGACAUUUGAUGCCGCAUCAUGUGACGUCAGGAGUCGCUGGAUCUGCGAGAAGACUGCCAAAUGAUCAUAGAUCUCUACAAGAGUGAAUCUUUCCAGAGCCAGCAAAAGAGAUUAGUUAUGACUAAAACCAGGCUAGGAAAUAUAGAGCAUCAAAAACUGCCCAUCUUCCAUAGGUGGAGCUCCCUGAUGAAUCCUCAAAGUCAAUAUGUUACUCCUUUCACAAACAUCUUCAUAUGGUAAAGCUCCUUUUCUGUACCAGGUAUUCCACAAGACCACACUUCCUAUGAGAGGGGACUGGAUUCUAGUUAUCUCCAGUCAGGGCCAGGUUUCUGGAGAUGAAAUUGAUAUGGAAAUGCAGUCUGUUUCUGUAGAGCUGAGCCUUUUGACUAAUCAGCAGAGUUUUGUCUGUUGGCAGAACUAUUUGAUCCUUAGAGAACAUGCCCACACCAUUGAGGAGAAAUUGCUCAUGGAACAGAUAUGAGAACUAUUCGGAAGCACUAUGGGCAGAAGAAUACAAACCUGGCUUCACAACCUCCCCCAUUCCUGAAAGACUCCCAUUCCCAUACUCCAUCUUAGGAGCAGAGGUCCUCCUGAAUUGGGAGAGGACCUCUACAGCAUGACUUGGAACUGAACAAAUAUUGAGGGAAUGAAAGAAAGUUCUGAACAGGACAGAGAUAAACAAGGAGGAUAAGGAAAGAAAUAGGAAGAAAGGGGAAGUGGGAAGGAGGUGGGGGAAGGAGUGAUGGGCAGGAGAGAGAGAGAGACAGGAAGGGCCAGGAAAAACAUUCAAGCUAAAUUCUUUUCAGUUUUUUGAUAAAAGUCUAUUGUGACAUACAUAAUACCUUUUCAUUAGAAGAGAAAAGGCAAAAUUGGAGAUGAGUGGAAAUCGUGAGAGACGAAGCAGAAGUUAAUUUGAUCACAAGGAAAGAAAAGCAGGAAUGAGAUUGAAAACUUCUUGGGCACCUUAACUAUUUUUCACAAGAAGAUACAAACUGCAUAAAGUAUAGGAGAAAAGAGAUGUAUUGGUUGUUUUAAGUAGCAAGAAUUAAACUACAGAGAAGCCUAUUAAAAGGUAAAGGAAUUAAAGCCACUCAAUAAUCAAUUCAUUAUUUUCAAUUAAUAGUAACAUGUACAUGUGUCAUAGUCAAAAUAAAUUGUAAGUUCUGUUAUUACAAUGCUAAGUUAUUUUUUAUAAUUCUAGGUUUCACAUUUGAUGUAUUAGUAUAUUUAUAUUUUUACUGAGACAAUGUAUUGCCUAUUAAAACCUGCUUGAAGAAGGCCACCAGAAACAAUCUAGUAAAUACUGGAAUUACAUUUGUAUCCAAUGA
Molecule: messenger RNA, 2066 nt
Organism: Mastomys coucha (southern multimammate mouse)
Lineage: Eukaryota; Metazoa; Chordata; Mammalia; Rodentia; Muridae
Gene: Clec5a
Product: C-type lectin domain containing 5A
Exons: 6
Coding region: 230-802 (190 amino acids)
Biological process (GO): innate immune response
Molecular function (GO): virus receptor activity
Source: RefSeq, a predicted model, not a curated record